Molecule: messenger RNA, 2565 nt
Organism: Pungitius pungitius (ninespine stickleback)
Lineage: Eukaryota; Metazoa; Chordata; Actinopteri; Perciformes; Gasterosteidae
Gene: sar1aa
Product: secretion associated, Ras related GTPase 1Aa
Exons: 7
Coding region: 147-743 (198 amino acids)
Biological process (GO): intracellular protein transport; membrane organization; endoplasmic reticulum to Golgi vesicle-mediated transport
Cellular component (GO): endoplasmic reticulum exit site; COPII vesicle coat
Molecular function (GO): GTPase activity; GTP binding
Source: RefSeq, a predicted model, not a curated record
UGCGUCAUAGUGCCGCAAAACCAACGUGGAAUUCCAAUACGUGAAGAAGAAGAAGCGGAUGUCUGAUUGACUGUUUCCAAGGAGACCGCCGAUACUGCUGUAUACGCUGGGCUGCUGGUAAAGGCUGAGGGUCAAAGAACGUCAAGAUGUCUUUUUUAUUCGACUGGAUCUACAAGGGCUUUAGUAGUGUUUUACAGUUCUUAGGUCUGUACAAAAAGUCUGGGAAGCUGGUUUUCCUGGGCCUGGACAAUGCCGGUAAAACGACGCUCCUACACAUGUUAAAAGAUGACCGACUUGGCCAACAUGUGCCGACGCUGCAUCCAACUUCAGAAGAGCUCUCAAUUGGUGGAAUGACAUUUACUACAUUUGAUCUGGGGGGUCAUGUACAAGCUCGGCGAGUGUGGAAGAACUACCUCCCGGCUGUGAAUGGAGUCGUCUUCCUUGUGGACUGUGCGGACCACGACAGACUCUCCGAAUCCAAGACUGAACUGGAUGCUCUCUUAGGGGACGAGACCAUAGCCAAUGUACCAGUGUUGGUGUUGGGCAAUAAAAUUGACCGCGCUGAGGCCAUCAGCGAAGGAGGGCUCAGAGGAGCUUUUGCUCUCGACACUCAAGUUACCGGAAAGGGAAAUGUCUCUUUAAAGGAUCUGAACGGCCGGCCGCUGGAGAUUUUCAUGUGCAGCGUGUUGAAAAAACAAGGCUACGGUGAAGGGUUCCGAUGGUUAUCUCAGUACAUCGACUGACACGCCUGGAGCUUAACCAGAAGGGAUUUUCUUGACACAUCUUCACGAGAGCAUGGCAAAGACUCUUUGCCCCCUUUGCCAGUGUCAGUCAGCCCAAAUUUCGGAAUGCAACAGCGUAUCAAGAGCAUAUUCUUUAAAAUACUUUAUUUGGGAUUUGAAGGUUUCUAUGCAAACUUUUAAAGUGGUUCAUAGUGAACUGGCCCGCCUGGGUGAUUAAUGUGGGAAUUAAUUCAGUUGUCUAAUUCCGUGCUAUGUAAGGUUACAUCAUACCUAAUUACAAUACACAGGCAGACAUGCAUUAUGCAAGAAUGUAGACGCACAUACAUCAAUGUUGCAUUAUUUAAUAUGGAAUAGACCAACUGUUGUAGUUGUCUUCAUUAGGGAAGCACGUGAUGGAAAUUAAGAACUCUUGAGGGAUUGGGUUGGGUAGUUUCAUGUACGUCUGAUGUGAUAUUACAAUAUAUAACUAAAUACAGAAGAUUCAUUUGAGUUAGUUUAAUCUAAUGAUACUGAGCCACUGCCUUCAAAGCGUGUAGCCAAAGAUGUAUGCUAAUCACUUUGGGUUUAGCUGGAAGAGAGAUUGGACUUCAACAAAAGAUAUCUUCCAUGCUGAGCACUGAGCCAACACAACAUCGAAUCCCCUCUCGAAAGCAAACGCGCAGAUGAGACGGCACGUCCCACUAAUAACGGUGACGGGGAUGAGUAAACCGAGUGAAACGAAACAGCUCACUGAUGGGCAGGUUGCGAAUCAUUGGCUUAUCAAGUUCAGUGUCUCGACAGAAUUGGCAUGUUUAUUUUUGCACAUUUUUGUAUACACGUGUCGAACCAAAGUGACGUUACAGUUGCGUUGAAGGCAGCUAUUUCCAAGAGUGUUGGACUGAAAUACGUCUUAUCUUUGGCUUUGGGCUGUCAGUACAGAACUCCUCGAUAAGAUGUCCAUACGGAACUUUCAUGACGUUCAAUGGCUGCCCUUGCUUUAUUAUAUCAAUGUUGUAGUAAGUAAUUGUCCUUAAAAUGUUGGUAAGCAAUAAAAUAGAAUAACCAACUGACAAUCUUACUCCUCUAUCUGAGAGUAAGAUGGAUUUCUGCAGUUCUGAGCCUGUUCAUUUAACCUUUUUCGUUAUUUAAUCUAAAAGCAUCUAUAGCCUGAACAAUCAAUGUGCAUGUAAUCAGCAUGCAGGCUGUGAAACAGGGUUAAAGCGCUGCAGGUUCUGCACUUUUUGAGUAUUUGAAAAAGAUAUGAGAGUGCACUUGCGAAUGUCAACAUGCUGACCCCGUAGAUUAAUAUUCAAACCUUAUUCUGGAUGUUUGGGUCUGUACACGUUAAACAUUUUUAAAACGACCUGGUAAAGUUUUGAUCCUCAUUAUUAGAAGAUGGAAAUAGAUCAUAGUGAAGAGAAACAUUUGAUCACUGUACCCCACUUAUUAUUUACAGCAUACCAUGUUUACGGACUUAACAUUUUACCCAUUCAAAUAGGCAGGGGUGUUUGUGACUGGGAUAAAAGAGAACAUACAUGAGAAAUAGAUUUUUUACAACAAAUAUUGCGCAUUUAGUGAGAUAAAAAACUAAUUUCCCCUUUGAACAGUGUUCCUUACCAGUGGCCAAACUCCUGUAAAUGAUGUAUAAUACAGAUGUAAAUGUUUGUACAGUUACUGCCUGUAAGCCGACAUUAAUAAAGUAUGGAAAUUGUUUAUAGUUGAUUAUAUUAAAUUCAUAUUUGCAGCAAUUAUUUGUGCAAAUACUUCAAUGACAUCAUGCUGACAUACGGUUCUAUCCAUGUGAUGAUGUAAUAAAAAACAACUGUCUUUUGGACUCAAAUGA